This is a messenger RNA of Anastrepha ludens (Mexican fruit fly), 2047 nucleotides long. It is a transcript of the gene gsb-n, whose product is annotated as protein gooseberry-neuro. Gene Ontology annotation, biological process: anatomical structure development; regulation of transcription by RNA polymerase II. The record is from RefSeq and is a predicted model, not a curated record. The transcript has 5 exons. Lineage: Eukaryota; Metazoa; Arthropoda; Insecta; Diptera; Tephritidae. Bases 602 to 2047 code for a protein of 481 amino acids. Gene Ontology annotation, molecular function: RNA polymerase II cis-regulatory region sequence-specific DNA binding; DNA-binding transcription factor activity, RNA polymerase II-specific.
UUAGACCACAAAGCGGGCGACAAACACGAACUCGUCGUUCGAACCAAAGCAAAGAAUCGACUUCCGUCGGAUGUUGGAUGCCCAUACGUACAAACGCGCGCGGCUGCACCAACAAAACGACUUUUGUGUGAGGCAUCGUCGGUACAGUGAAAAGAAUACAAAGAGUAGGUGGCGCGCAUUUUGGAACCUUUUGAACUUAUUUACCCCACUCAUGAACAACCGGUUGCUGGCGCGGCAGGCGCAACUUUCGAUUCGUUGGGACUCUAAGCGGUGCAAUGUUUACUGAUUUCGGAUAGAAGACGAAACUAUCGCAUAAAAUCGUUAAUUUUUUGAAAUGUUUUUCAAAUAAGAAAAACUUCGUGUGUUACCAGAGUUUGCGGGAUUACUGCGCUGCAAUAUGAAUACUAAACAAAGUGCAAUCAAAUGAAAAAUAUUAAGUUUUUCAAUAAGCCGAAAGUGUAAAUUUUAAUAAAAAAGUGAGCUAUGAAGUUAAUUCAUAUUUAAUAUACGAAUACACAUACAAAUACAUAAAAAAGUGAACAUAUAUUUUAAAAAAAAGUUCCUGUUAAGACACAACGCAAAGCUUCAUAAAAUUCACAAAAUGGAUAUGACCAGCGCGAAUUCCUUAAAUAUGCGUCCUUUCUUCUCCGGCUAUCCAUUUCAAGGUCAGGGUCGCGUCAAUCAACUCGGCGGCGUAUUCAUUAACGGAAGACCGCUACCGAAUCAUAUUCGCUUGAAAAUCGUCGAAAUGGCCGCCAACGGCAUAAGACCCUGUGUGAUCUCUCGUCAGCUACGCGUUUCGCAUGGUUGUGUGUCGAAAAUAUUAAAUCGUUACCAGGAAACCGGUUCAAUACGGCCGGGUGUAAUAGGCGGUUCUAAACCGAAGGUUACAUCGCCGGAAAUUGAAACGCGCAUCGAGGAGUUGCGCAAAGCGAAUCCAGGUAUAUUCAGUUGGGAGAUACGCGAGAAACUGAUCAAGGAGGGCUUCACCGAUCCACCAUCCACAUCGUCCAUCAGUCGCCUAUUGCGCGGUAAUGAUCGUACCAGUGAAGAUGGGCGCACGGAUUAUAGCAUACACGGCAUAUUACGUGGACGCGACUCGGACAUCAGCGAUACCGAAUCGGAGCCUGGCAUACCGCUGAAACGUAAGCAGCGUCGUUCGCGCACCACUUUCACCGCCGAACAAUUGGAGGCGCUCGAACGCGCCUUCACCCGCACUCAAUACCCAGAUGUGUAUACACGCGAAGAACUCGCACAGACUACCGGUCUCACUGAGGCGCGCAUACAAGUGUGGUUCAGCAAUCGACGCGCCCGCUUACGCAAACAUUCCGGCGGCUCUGGCACGCAUGGCCUCGCGCCCAUGAAUGGUGGCGGUAGCGGCGCUGUGGGAGUGCCUGGUGGUGCGGUAGGGGUACCCGGCAGUGCUGCGACAGCACCGCUCGGCUUUGGUUCACUUGCCGCAGUCGGUUCAAUGUCUGGCUAUAGUCCAGCCGCUGCGAGCACGGCCAGCGCCGGCAUGAAUGACAAUCACGCCGCGCAUGCAGCUGCAGCCGCGGCAGCAGCGGUAGCACAUCAUCCGCAUCAUCAUACGCAAAUGGGCAGCUACGAUUUGGUGGCGCAGUCGGCGCAACAUGGAUUCGCUAGCAGUUUCCAGCACGGGCACUUUGGCGGGCAAAAUUACUAUCAUCAGGAUUAUUCCAAGCUCACAAUCGAUGACUUCUCCAAAUUGACAGCUGAGAGCGUAUCGAAAAUUUCGCCUUCCCUUUCGCAUCUCACCGGUGAAAACUAUUCGAAACUGGAGCCCUCCACGAAUUGGUCGCAGGCCGCCUAUCAUCUCAACCAGUCGGCAGCAGCUGCGGCUAACUAUAAUGCUGCCGCCGCGCAUCACGCUCACGCCGCUGUUGCACAGCAUACGCUCAACGAUUAUGCGGCGGCUGGCGUGGCUGCGGCGGCUCACAACAAUCAACUGAAUAGUGCAGCAGCAGUGGCCGCGGCGGCUUACAAUCAUCCGCUGCCCGCGCAGGGGCAAGCGAAGUAUUGGCAAUGA